AUGGAGAAACUGAUCCCACCCCGUCGUCACAUGCGAAUCAUCCAACUUGCGCAUGGCGAACCACGACUCGUCCGAACUCUCUCAGCACCGACAACACCAACCCAUCCACCACCCAAACCUCCAACCAUAAUGUCAGCCAACCUCCCCAUAGCACCUCUCGACACAUCGUACUCCAGCAAACACAUCCACGCGACGACAUCCCCCACCCGUCCGCGACACCAAGUCACCCGUUCCAUCUCCGAGUUCUCUGCUUUCCCGAAACUGCAUCGGCAGCGUCAUCACCAUCACCCCCAUGUUUCGCGCCAUCAUAAGGAUAAGGAGCGAGAGAAGGAGGGUUUUCAGAGCGCGGACGCGAAUUCCCAAUCGGUGAAUGCUGAUACGGGUAUGAUGAGUGACGUUACGCCGAGUGAGAGUCGGGAUGCGAGUCGUAGGACCAGUUUUCUGGGAACGGGAGGGGAGGAUGGGGAUGGGAGGGAGAGGGUUAAGGAAGGGGAGGUGCUUGACGAGAUGGAGAGAGGGGAGCAGAGGGCUAUGUAGGUUCCAUUUCUUUUGCGGCGCGGUUUUAUAUUUACAGACAUGGAUCACUAACGCGAUUGCGACAGAGAACUACGAAACGCGAUACUUAAUCUGAAUACUCUAUCGAACAACACGACUAUGCGACUAGAUAAUACAUACUACGCCGUCCUGGAGAAACUCAGCGUCCUCCAGAAUACAAUUACAUCCAUGAAAGAACUAGCGACCAUGACGCGCAACCUGAACGAAGAAUUCAAGGCCGAAAGCGAGGAAGUUGUUAAUGAAGUUCGGGGACAAUUGGAAGCAUUUGAAGGCUUCGAAAGUCAAGAGAAGAAAAUCUUUGGGCUACAAGAACGAGUACGGGAGGGAAGGGACAAGAUUGAAAUUCUCGGGGGAAGAGUGGAUGUCAUUCGUCAGCGGGUAGAGAGCUGGGAAAAGCGCGAGUUUGAAUGGAAGGAGAGGACUAGGAGACGUUUACGACUUCUUUGGGCCAUUAUCAGCAUUGCUGCGGUUAUCUUUCUUUUAAGAUUCCUGUUUUCAUACUCGCCUAGUCGGGCGCAGAAGGGUGUGGUGGUGGGAAGGAAUACUUCGAAUAUACCGCAUCUCGACAAGCUAGGAGAUGAGUCGCUGCAGGCGAAGAAUAAGACGUUGAGUCUGUUGGAACUUCUGGGGAACAAAGAGGAGGGAGAGCUGGAAGAAGAUCCUCGACUAAAGAUCUUUGAUGAGCUGUGA
Molecule: messenger RNA, 1245 nt
Organism: Hymenoscyphus albidus
Lineage: Eukaryota; Fungi; Ascomycota; Leotiomycetes; Helotiales; Helotiaceae
Source: the annotation of a GenBank genome assembly